GCUGGAUUAUAUGGUGCUAGCAGCUGGCUUGGUGCUCCUCUCAGCUGCCCACCAUGGCCUGGGGGCUUCCCAGCACUGCCAGCCUGGCGCACUUCUGCCAGAAGCUGAACCGGCUGAAGACAGUGGAGGAGUCCACCAGAGAGAUGUUGCUGCGGCGCCACCUGACCACACUGGACCUGACCCUGCUGGGUGUGGGUGGCAUGGUGGGCUUUGGCCUCUAUGUGCUCACGGGCACCGUGGCCAAAGAGAUGGCUGGCCCUGCUGUGCUCAUGUCCUUCAGUGUGGCUGCCGUGGCCUCCCUGCUGGCAGCCCUAUGCUAUGCAGAGCUCGGGGCAAAUGUGCCCAGCAAGGGCUCUGCCUACCUGUUCACCUACAUGUCCAUGGGUGAGCUGUGGGCCUUCCUCGUUGGCUGGAACGUGCUCCUCUGGUGUCUCAUUGGUGGCGCCGCUGUGGCCUGCGCCUGGAGUGGCUACCUGGACACCAUCUUCAGCUACCGAAUCCGCAGCUUCACUGUGGCCCAUGUGGGCACCUGGCAGGUGCCCUUCCUCGCCCAGUACCCAGACUUCUUGGCUGCUGGCAUCACACUUUUGACCUCUGCAUCCAUCUCCUACAGAGCCCGCAUCUCUUCCUGGCUCAACCGCACCUUCUCUGCCAUCAGCCUGGUCAUCAUCCUCUUCAUCACCAUCCUGGGGUGUGUCCUGGCCCGCCUGGAAAACUGGAGCUCUGAGGAAGGGGGCUUUGCACCUUUCGGCUUCUCUGGAAUCAUGGCUGGUGCUGCCACCUGCUUCUACGGCUUUGUGGGCUUUAGUGUCAUUAUUACCUCCAGCGAGGAGGCCCAGAACCCAAAGCAAGCUGUGCCUAUGGCCAUUGUCAUCUCGGUUGGCCUGGUGGCCGGUGCCUACAUCCUCGUCUCCACUGUGCUCACCCUCAUGGUGCCCUGGCACAGCCUGGACCCUGACUCGGCGCUUGCUGAUGUCUUCUACCAGCGGGGCUAUAGCUGGGCGGGCGUCAUUGUGGUGGCUGGCUCCAUCUGUGGUAAGGGGCCCUUCCGGGCAAGGUGGGAGGAGACAGGGUGGUGGGGCCGUGCCCUAAGCCUCCCAGGGAACACAUCUCCAUCUGGUCCUGUGUUCCCAGUCGCUUCAUCAGCCCAGGAAGCCAUGACCAGUGUCCUGAUCAGCAACCUACUUUACCUGCCACGCACCGUCUAUGCCAUGGCCGCCGACGGGCUCUUCUUCCAGGUGUUUGCCCACGUGCACCCCAGGACACAGGUGCCCAUGGUGGGCAUCCUGGUGUUCGGGGUCCUCAUGGCUUUCCUGGCGCUGCUGCUGGACUUCAAGGCACUGGUCCAGGUCCUGUCCUUCGGUGCACUGCUGGCCUACACCUUCAUGGCCACCAGCAUUAUCGUGCUACGCUUCCAAAAGGCCUCUCCAUCCAGUUCCCUGGGCCCAGUCAGCCCUGUGGGCACAGAGCAGGUCUCAGCCCCUGAGCCUGGGCAGCUGCGACCAGCCCUGAGGCCCUACCUCAGCUUCCUGGGUGGGGGCAGGCCUGGAGCCGCCGUACCUUGGGCAUACGGUGUCCUGGUGGCCUCGGCCAUCACUCUGGACUGCGUGCUGGUCUUCGGGGACUCAGCCCUGCACCUCCCGCUCUGGGGCUACACCCUGCUGCUCCUGCUCAGCUCCGUCAUGUUUCUGCUCAGUCUCCUCGUCCUGGGGGCCCACCAGCAACAGCGCCGGCAGGACACCUUCCAGCCCUGA
Messenger RNA from Ceratotherium simum simum (southern white rhinoceros), 1754 nucleotides. The record is from RefSeq and is a predicted model, not a curated record. Lineage: Eukaryota; Metazoa; Chordata; Mammalia; Perissodactyla; Rhinocerotidae.